Molecule: messenger RNA, 1356 nt
Organism: Drosophila bipectinata
Lineage: Eukaryota; Metazoa; Arthropoda; Insecta; Diptera; Drosophilidae
Source: RefSeq, a predicted model, not a curated record
AAUAACAAGUUAUCCGAUUUAACAGACAGCAUGGCACCAAAUCUACCAAUUUGCGGAAUUCCACCAGUUCCGGUGGGAAUGAACGCUAGACAGCCAAAUAUCCCGGAAUUGUACCGGACCCUAAAGGUGUGCCUUAAAUAUGUGGAGGAUGGUUGCAACGCAUUCUCACAUGUGAUCUGCUCCCUCGACGAGAUUAACUUCAUAUUCCUUCUUCGCGACAACCGCCUGAGCGAGCCGGAGCUGGCCCGCCUUCUUCCGAUGCUAGGUCAGCGAUUGAAGCAUCUGCGUAUUCAGUUGGAUGACAUCGGGAUCCUCGCCAACAUCUGUCGGGCUUUCAGAGUUCGCUGCCUGGCCGGAGUGGAAAAAUGCACUAUUUUACCAGGACGAGAGGAGCGAAACAGGUCGGCGAUCGUAAUGCUGGGCAGGCUGGUUCCCUAUGUCAAGACGCUUUUCGUCGGCGCUACCAUCAAUAGUCACUUCCCAAUCCUGCGACACCUUGAGGCUGUUUAUGUGGAAAAAAUAGGCCAAGUUGGUCUCGAUGACUUGUUCAGCAACUCGCCCGCGCUGGUUAAGUUUACUAUGAAGCAAGGUUACCCGGACAUUAAUACAAUUCGAAGGAGCCGGCGACUGAUGAAGGUUAUCCUGCCCCUGCAGCUGCGCUCGCCCCUGACCAUUCAUCAUCUGAAAAAUCUCACUGAUAUAUCGAUGGUGCGCCCGAGUAUGUGGCCAGGAAUGGACUGGCUGCCCACCGUGCUUGCCGUCAUCCACGCCAAGCGCUACCAGCUUACUCGUCUCACCUUUGACGGCUCCUGGCUGGUAUGCCCCCUAGAUUUUUCGCGGCUCCGACUGCUCAAUUGCACUGCGCUGGUUGAGGUCCGAUUCAGCAACUGUAUGCUCAAGGAUGUGAUCGUGCCAGCCUUGCCUCUCUGCUGCAAGACCAUCAUCUUACGCGGCUGCACCGUGCGCAGAUUAAAUUCGCUCCUUAAGUUUAAUCCCCUGGUACGCGAUUUGCAGAUUAUCAAUACCCAGGUGCAGUGGAAUGUCCCUGUCCUGAAACGCCUCCUUACAAUGAGGAAGUACCAGCCAUCGAAGGAACCACUCAAAGUCACGUUUUGUCAGUCUGCGAAGCUGCGAUCGGAGUACAAGAAGUGGAAGAAAGAGGACCUGGUCGAAGCCAAGCCGUUUCUUCAAGUAAAGGAGAUUCAGCCCUACCAGGUGCAGCCCUGGGAGAAUGAGAUCGGCAUGAUCUCCAUGACUUUUGGCAUGCCUGUAAAUUAUGUUCCCGAAAUUCCAAUUCUGGUGGAGGGUGAUCCCACUGCUGCAGAAAUAGUUCGCGAUCUAAACUUUGAGUCAUAA